Messenger RNA from Coregonus sp. 'balchen', 18143 nucleotides. Lineage: Eukaryota; Metazoa; Chordata; Actinopteri; Salmoniformes; Salmonidae. The record is from the annotation of a GenBank genome assembly.
AGUGGCAGCAGAUUAAUGUGUUCUCUCAUUCUGGAUCACCACCUGGGCUCCUCGGUCAUCAACUAUGACGACGAAAACGGCAAGACCUGCGUUCACAUCGCCGCUGCCGCCGGAUACAGCGACAUCCUCUAUGAGUUGGCGCGCUUUGCUGAGACCAACCUGCAGGCCCUGGAUGUGGACGAACGGUAACAGAAAUGGCAGCACAUUGUUUUCUUUGAAAUUGCAUGCCACCAGUCUAUGUUUGUCAAACAAAAACCAUUGAUUGCAAAGUUAAACAAACCAUAAAUCUCCAUGCACAAGGACCAAUUUUAACAAUUUCCACUGAACAUUUUACAAAAACAAAUUUACUUGAAGAACAGUGCAGAUGCAAAGUUUGGUAACAGAAUGACAGUUUGUGCUGUUUGUGCCGUCAUUCAGUUACCAAAUUUAUAAAAGUAGUCAUUGUGCAUAGAAAAUGUUUGACAAAGUCUCAGCAUCAUUCUGUUACCGUGGAAUUGACCAAUACUGGUUGGUAAAUGCAUUGAUUUAUCAUGAAUAACUGCACUAUUCAUGUAGGUUGAUCCGGUGGAAAGAAUAAGAUCUGUUCAUCCUCCAGGACCCCUCUUCAUUGGGCGGCAGCAGCGGGGAAGGAGGACUGUGUCCAGGCCUUACUGCAGCUAGGGGUGGAGACAGGGCCCAGGGAUAUCAAUGAGAACACACCGCUUACAUAUGCAAUGUACUGUGGCCACACUGCCUGCAUCAAGCUCCUCUCAGCUGACAACAGGUUGAAUAACGCUGCAUUCCGUGUGUGUGUGUGUGUGUGUGUGUGCAUAUACACUACCAGUCAAAAGUUUGGACACACCUACUCAUUCAAGGGUUUUUCUUUAUUUUUACUAUUUUCUACAUUGUACAAUAAUAGUGAAUACAUCAAAACUAUGAAAUAACACAUAUGGAAACAGGUAGUAACCAAAAAAGUGUUAAACAAAUCCAAAUAUAUUUUAUAUUUGAGAUUCUUCAAAUAGCCACCCUUUGCCUUGAUGACAGCUUUGAACACUCUUGGAAUUCUCUCAACCAGCUUCACCUGGAAUGCUUUUCCAACAGUCUUGAAAGAGUUCCUUCAUAUGCUGAGCACUUGUUGGCUGCUUUUCCUUCACUCUGCUAUCCGACUCAUCCCAAACCAUCUCAAUCGGGGGAUUGUUGGAGGCCAGGUCAUCUGAUGCAGCACUCCAUCACUCUCCUUCUUGGUCAAAUAGCCCUUACACAGCCUGGAGGUGUGUUGGGUCAUUGUCCUGUUGAAAAAUAAAUGAUAGUCCCACUAAGCCCAAAUCAGAUGGGAUGGCGUAUCGCUGCAGAAUGCUGUGGUAGCCAUGCUGGUUAAGUGUGCCUUGAAUUCUAAAUAAAUCACAGACAGUGUCACCUGCAAAGCACCCCCACACCAUAACACCUCCUCCUCCAUGCUUUACGGUGGGAAUUACACAUGCAGAGAUCAUCCGUUCACCCACACCGCGUCUCAAAAGACACAGCGGUUUGAACCAAAAAUCUCUCAUUUGGACUACAGACCAAAGGACAAAUUUCCACCGGUCGAAUGUCCAUUGCUCAUGUUUCUUGGCCCAAGCAGGUCUCUUCUUCUUAUUGGUGUCCUUUAGUAGUAGUUUCUUUGCAGCAAUUCAACGAUGAAGGCCUGAUUCACACAGUCCCCUCUGAACAGUUGAUGUUGAGAUGUGUCUGUUACUUGAACUCUGUGAAGCAUUUAUUUGGGCUGGAAUUUCUGAGGCUGGUAACUCUAAUGAACUUAUCCUCUGCAGCAGAGGUAACUCUGGGUCUUUCCGUUCCUGUGGCAGCCCUCAAGAGAGCCAGUUUCAUCACUUGAUGGUUUUUUGCGACUGCACUUGAAGAAACUUGCAAAGUUCUUGAAAUGUUCCGUAUUGACUGAUCUUCAUGUCUUAAAGUAAUGAUGGACUGUCGUUUUCUCUUUGCUUAUUUGAGCUGUCUUGCCAUAAUAUGGACUUGGUCUUUUACCAAAUAGGGCUAUCUUCUGUAUACCCCCUGUGGUGUCCAAAACAAACCUUUGCUGAUAAUGCCGUGAUGAUAAGAAGUCCGCAGACACUGUACUUUGUUUAUAAAGGUUUAUUAUAACAAAGAGUUUCAGCGUCAGAUUUACAGAUACCUGCAGAUAUCUGAAGAACAGCAGGAGCCAAUUCUGUAAUUCGCUAUUCUUCCUUUCCCUCUGUUCAAGACAUGGUAUUUAUAUCAUAUAUGACAUAGUAUGGCGUGAUUUUAAUACCCAAUCCCUGGCCUUUCCUACAUAUCUUCCCAUAUCCUUUUUUCCAGGAACUUAGUGAUGAUUUCCAGAUGUUUCAGCAAGCAGAGCCAAGUUUCCUCUAUUCCAAGAAACCUCUGUAGCAAUGCUUUUCCAAAUGCUUUAGCAAAGUAGAGUAAAGUUCAUCUAUUACACCAUUUGCAAACAUCAGCAAAAUCCUAGAGCCAAGUUUCCUCUUACACACUUUUUGCAAAGGUCAGCACAAUCACAGACUCUAAGACACUACAUAUUUCCCCCCUUCGAGACUAAUUAAGUCUCGAAAACAAAAAGAAUAGGAUUAUGACAAAUAACAAUUUUUGUUCUUGAGUAACUUUAACAAUAAACCAAAAUUUAUGGAGAGUAAACACAUGUUUAUAUAGACACAUUUUUGUAUGUAGUGUAAAUACAUUGUUAUGUAGUGUAAAUACAUUGUUAUGUAGUGUAAAUAAAUUGUUAUGUAGUGUAAAUAAAUUGUUAUGGAGUGUAAGAGCGAAAAACCUGUCUGGCAGCUUUCAUUCCAAAUAUCCAUCAGUCAGUCAAGACAGGAAAAUUCUCUCAUGGCCCCUCUGCCCUAGGCGACCACCUAAGUACUCCAGAUCAAUUUAUACAUCUUUAUCAAUACAUUUUAAGCUAUGAUGCAAUUGAAUACAUAUGAAAAACCCCAGCAAACAAAAUACAAUCAAAAUGUCCACAUUCAGGCUGGUCGACCCAUCGGACCCUCCUGUGGAUUCUCUCUGUCCUUGCCUAGACCCCAUAUUCCUAAACUUCAACGAAAUAAACAAAAACAUCUGAGGUCCCCACAUGUACCCAACAACAGAAAACAUAAUUCUUCAAAAAUUAAUACAGAAAGAAUAUAACACUGGAAUGUAGUCCACUACACUUCAUCUCCUCCACAGUGUCGACUUUCAAUGCGACGUCGAUGAUGGAAUCUGAACAUUUCCACACCUUCCUUGUUCCACUUUCUCCAGUCCAUUCAUAUUGUCCAUGUUUGAGUAUUUGAGUCCCACUACAUAUUCCCCCAUAUGCUUCUGGAAGAAAAGAAAAGACCAAACAGUAUCUUUUGCAAAACAACACUUGCAAAUUAAAACAUCAAUAUCAGCAAUAAUAUAAGAAUGUAUAUAUAAAAUGAAUCACAUUCCAUUUCCCCCCUUUGAUUCAUAACAAAACACUAAAUAUCACAAUAAUAUAAUUAUCCCACAAUCAGAUAUUCCAAAUUUCCUAGAGUUAUUUAAACCCUAGUUUUCAUAGCAUUUUAGUCUGACUUUUUCAAAAAAAAAAAUUCUUUCUCUAAUUUUUUCAAAAAACAUUUCACUGAUUUAUUCACAAAACUCUUUCCCAUUUUCUGAGUAUAUUAAAUCAGGAAAUUCCCACCUGCUUAUGACUUCUUUACACAAGAACUUUGCAACCGACUGAGCAUAUUUUAGCUUAGUUGAACAUCUUAUGUACCUCUUGGUAUAUGAAAGUAACCAAGAAUAACAGUCACACAUUAUUUUUCAGACAGAUUAUGCACCUGCCUAUGACAUAGUCAAUCUAUUCAAGAAAAUAUGAUUCCCAAAAACCAUACUCCUUUGUGAUCUUUAUCCUAAUCUCCCCUUUACAACAUUAGCUAACCCAUGUGCUUCCUGAAUCAUCAGACCUAAUAGGUCUGGAGGCGCUACUAUCAACCCCUCAUGGUUUCUCCAAAGACCAGUAGCAUCUUUGACGGCACCUCGGUCAAACCAUAAUUGUUUGUCGAUCGUAGAAGCAGCUUCCUGCAUCAAAAUCACAUCCUUAAGCGUAAUUUUGUCUUCCAAGUCCCACUGCAUGAGUGACCAGAAAACUUUGCCCAAUUUGUCCGCUCCUGUGACGGCUUUUUGCAGCUUCAUCAGCAGCUUUGUUCCCUUGUGUUACUUUUGACACAUCUGUCUUAUGAGCUGCACACUUAGCUAUCGCUAUCUCUGUAGGCUUCAUCAUAGCGUGUAACAGUUUCAUUAUUUGCGCAUGAUGUUGUAUCGGAGAACCAUCCGUUUUCUUAAACCCUCGACCUUUCCACACUGCUCCGAACAGAUGACAUACACUAUGUGCAUAUGCUGAAUCAGUGUAUAUCGUCACUCGCUUUCCUUCCGCUAACAAACAUGCUUCUGUUAGCCCCACAAGUUCAGCAAGUUGUGCAGACGCAGGCUGUGGUAUUACUUCAGCCUUUUCGACGACAAAUCCAGUUCCUUGGGCUUUGACUACUGCAUAGCCAGCGCACAAUUUGUCUCCCACACGAUAACAAGACCCAUCAGUCCAAUACUCCAGGUCUGCUUCACGUAAUGGAAAGGCUUGCAAAUCUGAUCGAAGCCUUGAGUAUUUCUCUGCUUCCUGGACACAAUCAUGUGGCUCACCAUCCUCUGAAGUUGGCAAAUUCUCGGCUGGAUUCACCGUAUCACACCUCACUAGGGUGACAUCUUCCUGCUCUAAGAGCCUGUGAUAGUCUCUGAGCCUAGGCAUAGUCAAUGUAUAUUUCCCAAAGUUCAGAAGAUUUCUGAGACUAUGAUGGGUAAGAAUUGUUACUGGGUAACCCAUUGUAACAGAUGAUGCUUUGUUAUACAUUGAAUAUACUCCCACCAUUGCUCUGUAGCACAGUGGUAGUCCUAGUUCUACUUCUGAAUAGGCAGUAGAGUAGUAGGAAAUAGGCUGAGGAUUCAUCCCUGUGCCUGUCGGCUGACAAAGAACUGCACAUGCAUAUUUACCUCCAGUAGAAGUAGACACAUAUAGCAAAAAAUUCUUAGAGUAGUCUGGUAAUGUGAGUGCAGGUGCCUCCUGCAACCUCUGUUUGAUCGUUUCAAAUGCCACAAGGCCUUCCUGUGUCCAGGAAAGAUUGCUAUGGAGUUGACCAUUUCCAGUAUCCUUAACCAUAGCUCUCAAAGGUCCUGUCAAACUAGCAUAGCUCUCAACCCAAGCUGAAGAAUAUCCAGCAAUACCAAGAAAUGUCAUCAUCUCUCUGACAGUUCUAGGCUUCGGAGCCUUACGAAUAGCUUCCAAUUGACUAUCCGAAAUGCUUCUGUUUCCGUGCGUUAUUUUCUGACCCAAAUAAACAACCUUCUCCUGGCAAUAUUGCAACUUUUUCUGUGAAACCUUAUGUCCAUUUUCUGCCAAUACCUGUAGCAAUUUAAUUGAGUCUCUAUGACAUGUUUCCUUAUCCUGUGAGCAGAUAAUUAUAUCAUCUACAUACUGAAUGACAGUGCUUUGCAAUAUCUGAUCUAUCCCUACCAAAUCUUCCUUCAAUACUUUAUUGAAAAUGUGAGGGCUGUGCCGAAAACCCUGUGGCAAACGAUUGUACUCAUAGAACUGUCCCUUAUAUGUGAACCCAAAUAAACCCUGACUCUCUACACUAAGUGGAACACUAAAAAAUGCACCACAUAAGUCUAACACCGUAAAAUGUGUCGCAUCAGGAGGAAUUUGGGCUAACAAAGUAUGCGGGUGUCACGAUCGUCUAAAACAGGAGACCAAGGCGCAGCGCGUUGAGUGAACAUGAUGACUUUAAUUAGUAACGCACGUCAAUACAAAACAAAAGACGACAGUGAAGUCCAAAUAGUGACUCUGACUAAACAGGAACAAAAACCCCACAGGAAAACAUACAGAAAUAAAUAUGGCUCCCAAUCAGAGAUAACGAGCCGACAGCUGACACUCGUUACCUCCGAUUGGGAGUCAUUGACCAAACCUAGAAAUACAACACUUAGAAACACCCAACCAAACAUAACAAAAUACACCCUGCUCAAAUACAAAAGUCCCGGAGCCAGAGUGUCACAGUACCCCCCCCUAAAGGUGCGAACUCCGGGCGCACCUGCAUACAGUCUAGGGGAGGGUCUGGGUGGGCGUCUGUCCACGGUGGCGGUUCUGGCCCUGGUCGUGGUCCCCACCCCACCUUAGUCACCACCCGCUUCCCUAGCCUCCUCCACAUGACCCCCACCGGUUUAAGGGGCAGCACCGGACUAAGAGGCAGCACCGGACUAAGGGGCAGCACCGGACUAAGGGGCAGCACCGGACUAAGGGGCAGCACCAGACUAAGGGGCAGCACCGGACUAAGGGGGCAGUACCGGACUAAGGGGCAGCACCAGGAUAAGGGGCCAGCACCUGACUCAAUGGCGGAUCCUGGCUGGCUGGCUCUGGCGGAUCCUGGCUGGACGGCUCUGGCGGAUCCUGGCUGAACGGCUCAUGGCUGGCUGACGGAUCUGGCUGCUCAUGGCUGGCCGACGGAUCUGGGCUGCUCAUGGCUGGCCGACGGAUCUGGCUGCUCAUGGCUGGCCGACGGAUCCGGCUGCUCAUGGCUGGCUGACGGAUCUGGCUGCUCAUGGCUGGCUGACGGAUCUGGCUGCUCAUGGCUGGCCGACGGAUCUGGCUGCUCAUGGCUGGCCGACGGAUCUGGCUGCUCAUGGCUGGCCGACGGAUCUGGCUGCUCAGGCUGGCUGACGAAUCUGGCUGCUCAUGGCAGGCUGACGGAUCUGGCUGAUCCUGUCUGGCCGAAGGCUCUGGCUGAUCCUGUCUGGCGGAAGGCUCUGGCUGAUCCGGUCUGGCGGAAGGCUCUGGCUGAUCCUGUCUGGCGGAAGGCUCUGGCUGAUCCUGUCUGGCGGAAGGCUCUGGCUGAUCCUGUCUGGCGGAAGGCUCUGGCUGAUCCUGUCUGGCGGAAGGCUCUGGCUGAUCCGGUCUGGCGGAAGGCUUUAGCGGCUCCGGUCUGGCGGACGGCUCUGAAGGCUCAUGGCAGCGGGGGGCUUAUGCAGGCUUGGGGAGACGGACAGUCAGACGGGGUUGGCAGACAGGGCAGUUUUAGGCCCUUUGGGGGAGACGGGAGUUAACGCCGUUGGGGAGCGGGCAGUUAGGGCCGUUGGGGGGAAAGGGGAGUUUUUAAGGGGCCCCCUGGGAGACGGGCAGUUCAGGCCGUUGGGCAGAGGGAGUUCAGGGCCGUUGGGGAGACGGGCUUUUCGGGCGCCUUUGGGGGCAGACGCAACUCUGGCCCGACGCGCACCGAAAACUUGGUGGGGGUUGGCGGGAACAGGCCGGACCGGGGCGGGCGCGCCACCGAACUUUGUGCGGGUGGCAGAAACCGGGCCCGGGUCGAGCCCCUAGAUUGGGCGGGUGGGGGGAACGGGCCCGGCCCGGGGCGGGCAGCGCACCGUAGAUUGGGGUGGGGGGAAAGGGGCCGGGCUGGCGACGCCACCCCGUAGAUUGGUGCGGGUGGCGGAAAACGGGGCCGCCGGGCGGGCGACGCACACCGUAGACUUGGUGCGGGUGGCAGGAACAGCCGGACCGGGCUGUGGAGACGGAUAGGAGGCCUGGAGCGAACAGCGGACACCACCCGUCCUGGCUGAAUGCCUACCCUCACACACUCUGUGUGAGGCAUCCGCACAGGACAUACAGGGCGGUGUACCCCUGGCCUGGUGGCCUCCUGGAUACUCCCCCUUUUCUCCUCGUCAGCCCCGUCGUCCAUGCCGUGUGCCCCCCCCUAAAAAUUUUCUGGGGUUGACUCACGACCCCUCCGACGAUGGCCCUGCUGCCGCCGUUGCUCCUCUCUCGCCAGGGCCUUGAUCCUUCCCCAAGGUCCCUUGCCUCCGAGCAUGUCCCUCCCAGGACACGAUGUGCCCACCUGGGCCAUCGCCAGCCUCUCUAUCUCCUUGCCCGGUGCCUCCUCCCAUGUCCAGUCUCCUUGCUCCUGGACACGCUGCUUGGUCUUUCUUUGGUGGGUUUUUCUGUCACGAUCGUCUAAAACAGGAGACCAAGGCGCAGCGCGUUGAGUGAACAUGAUGACUUUAAUUAGUAACGCACGUCAAUACAAAACAAAAGACGACAGUGAAGUCCAAAUAGUGACUCUGACUAAACAGGAACAAAAACCCCACAGGAAAACAUACAGAAAUAAAUAUGGCUCCCAAUCAGAGAUAACGAGCCGACAGCUGACACUCGUUACCUCCGAUUGGGAGUCAUUGACCAAACCUAGAAAUACAACACUUAGAAACACCCAACCAAACAUAACAAAAUACACCCUGGCUCAAAUACAAAAGUCCCGGAGCCAGAGUGUCACAGCGGGUCUGGCACUUCCGCUGGAAAGUCAGUUACUACCUCAUUCACUGCUCUCAAAUCAUGAACCACACGAUAAGUUUCAUCUGGUUUUUUCACAGGUAACAAAGGUGUGUUACUCUGAGGAUUUUUUGUUGUCCUUAAAACACCUGCUUUCGAAAGUCCUUCAAUUUGUGGUUCGAUCCCUUGGAUUGCUUCAUCUUUCAAUGGAUACUGAUUCUUCCAAGGAGGUCUGGCUCCUGGUCGAAGUUCAACUUUCACCGGUUGGGCUGAUUUCACAAGUCCAAUAUCGGUACUGUGUUGAGACCACAAAAAUUCUGGAACUUGUUGCAACAUCUCCUCUUUCAUAGGGUCUGAAUCCAUCUUCACACUGCAAAUAGAUUCGUGUGUUAUCCGUACAGCUUGUGGCUCUCCUUGUCCUUGAGCCGAAAUCAUGAUUUUGAGAAAUCGAUGAUCUUCAGUCCUCCAAAUCGCCAAAUUCUCUUUCAUCGGUAUGAAAACAGCUUUCUCUGCUUCUGUCAUCAUUUCUCCUAUUUUCUUCUGCUCAUAGCCUUCAGAAACCAACAAGGUCACAUGUGGCACACUCUUCUCAAUCUCAAAUUCUUUAUCCAGAUAAUCGUCUGUGUUUAUCUUCAUAGCUGCUCCUUGUGGUCCUAAAAUUAUGCAACGUGAGCUAAGUUGAACUUUCUUUGGUUGAUGACUCAGCCAUUCCUCUGAGUCCGAUUGGGCAGCAUUCUUGAAAUACUUGAGCGUACAAUGAAAUGGAUAUUCCGGAAGCCUCGCAUCUGGCAUGUUUGUCACAAUGAAUUUCUCCCAUAUCUUAGCCUGCUUCAAAAAAUCUUCACUGAGAUUUCCAAUCCAGAAUACUGAAGAAGAAUCCAUCUCUGUCGUCAUCGACAAUUGGUAAACAUUUUCCUUUGGCACCUCUACCAGACAGCCGUCUGGUGUACAUUUUAUUGUACAGUUCAAUUUACACAAUGCAUCUCUUCCCAACAAUGCAAUAGGUGUAUGUUCUGAUACUAGUAUGGGUAUUGUAAUUUUCUGAUUUUCAUAGCAGAGCUCAAUUGGUUCCGUAAGAGGAAUCAGCUGUUUCACUCCCUCAAAUCCGAUUGUCCUAAUUAGUUGAUUGGACAUAGGGAGAUGUGUAGCAUCUUCAGGCCGAACACAGGUAAAAGCAGCUCCGCUAUCCGCCAUCACUUCCAAUGGUCGUUUGUUUACUUUCACCUCAAUUGUUGGAUCUUUUUCCGGUCCUGAUGCUACCAGCUGACACCCCCCUUUCGGAUCUUCUGGGCACCUCUAGAAUCCUUGCUCCGGGCCCCUAUAAGGGUUCACCGGUCCUCCAGAUGAUCUUGACUGGCCCCUGUAUCUUCCUCUGAAAUUUCCUCUGGUGUUUCCUUCUGGCCCAUUACACUCACGGGCAAAAUGACCAACCUGUCCACAAUUAUAACACACUUCUGAAGAUUGCUGGAAGUGUGGCUUAAAUCUUCCUCCUCUUCCUCUUCCUAAACCUUCUCGUCCUCUUCCUCUCCAAUUCUGUCUCUGUCCAGAAACUGGCUGUGGAUAUGAAACAACUGGUACCCGCUAUUGGUGUCUGGUACAAUUGUGGUUGGAACUGGUUCGGUUGAAGCUGUGGCAGUGAUUGUUGAUUUGGUUUACCCUGAUUCUGCAUAACCAGAGUUUGUUUCUUCUCCUUCUUAUUCUCCACCAGUUGUAUUUGAUUGAGUUUUCUGAGAGUUUCUUGGUCCUGUUCUUUCUGGUUGUGUUCCUUUUUUCCGGUACAGAUCCACUUGAUGGGCUAUAUGAUCUGUAUAGACACCUUUUGUCAUGCUCCCAAGUCCAACCACUUCUGCCAGUUUGCUCCUUACCGGUAAGGGCAGUCCCAUCUGUAGUUUAGCUCUCAAGAUUGACUGCUCAAUUUGACUCACAUCUGGAUCAUUUCCGGUGAUAUUUCUCCACACUUGAUGAACUCUUGACACGUAGGCUCUCGGAUUUUCUUGUUGUCCUAGUGGGUCAAUCAGAAUGUUGUCAGGAUGCACAUUUGUUGGAAACGUAUCUCUCAGUGCUCUCCACAGCCGAUUUCUACUUGCAGCCAACAAUUCAGGGUCGUUCACUGCAGUCCCCACAUAUCUAUGAAGUCCAGCUCUCUGAAAAAUGUAUUCCAUGCCUGGAAUCCCAAGGAGAUUAGCCAAAAGUCUCUUAAUGUCUCCUAUGGCAGACUGUGUUCCCACCGUAAUUUCUUCCAACUUUGAAAUCCAAGGAUAUGCUCCAUCUUGAAGAGUAGGCAGCUUCUCAAGUAUAUCUGACAUAUCGGUAUUCUGCAAAGACUUAUAUUCUAGGUUUUGUCCUCGAAUGAUCACCGGCAUAAUUUUCUUACUAGUGCCCUCUUUCCUUGGCCUCAAUGUAUAUUUCUUCUCAGAUUCUUGGGAUUCUUUUCUCAGCAGCUUCUUUUCCUUUGUCUUCAGCUUCUUGAGUUGUUCUUCCAGUUCUUUUACUUCUUCUAAAUUAUUGGCCUUAUACAGGUAUGAUACGCAUCGGUCUAUAUCUCUUUCUAUUUCUUCUGUGCUAGUCAUUGUAGGAUGAAAUCCUCUUGAAUAUGAAGCACCUUUAAUCUCCAAAUCUUCAUCGUUGUCUCCAUCUUCGUUUUCAUCAGAACUCGAAUCACUUGUAUUCUUCUUCUUCCAACUUCCAUCACCCCUUCUUUCCGCUCUGGCCAACCUCUGUCUGAUGACAGGGUCAUAUCCACCCAUGAUCUCUUCUGAAUCACUCUGAUCAUCAUCAUCGUCAUCAUCGUCAUCAUCAAGUUCCAUCCUCCUUGACCUCACUCUACCCUUAGUCUCCAGACAUCUCGUUUUCUUCCUGCUUUUGGAGUUUGGAUUCAUCUUUAUGGUCGUUUCUGCUUGUCCUCUCUCUAUUAUUCGUUCAUCUUCAUCUCUGAUGCAAUAAUCACCCUCCUGAAUGAUCACUGGAAGCUGAGAAUAAACGUCCUUAAACUUGGCUUCUUUCUCAUAAGGUGGGGGUGUUUUUGCUGAAUCCAUAUGUAAGAAAGGUGUAUUGACUUCUGCCAUUAGUUUUUCUGUCACCUUCACCUCUUUUGCCAUUUUCUCUGUACCUCUGUACCUCUGUCUCUCUUAUCUUUUGUAUCUUUUAUCAGUUUUUGUCCUUCAUUUUCAAACAGCUUAAGAACACCCAGCUCUCUUUGUCUUUUUUCUUUACGUAGUUGUCCUUUCUUCCCCUUCUUUUGAUCUGCCUUAUACGUGGAUACAAGCACUUGCAUUAUCUUGAUGACGUCUGGGUUAAGAGUCCCUUCCACUGGCCAUGGUUGUUCAAUGUCAGGCCAACGUUUAUUCCAUUUUUCAGAUAAUUUUGCUAUACCAUUAACUAGAGGAUUACUAUUCUGUACUACAUCAAGAGGAGUAAUUGCUUUUGUAGUUUUGAUGUCCUUUUUCCCCAUUAUAAUGACUCUGUUAUGUGUUUCCCUCUUCUUUCUUUUUUUUUUUUUUUUUUAUUAAAAUAAUUAAUCAAUCAAUUAAUCAACUAAUUAAUCCAAUCAAUCAAUUAAUUAAAUCAAUCAAACAAUCAAUCAAUCAAUCAAUCAAUCAAUCAAUCAAUCCAAUCAAUCAAUUAAUUAAUUAAUACAUCAAUUUAUCUUAUGAAUUUUAUUUUACCAAAUUAUUGAUUAGUGGCAGUCUUACCACAUCCGAUCAGGAAAAGUAAAGGAAAGUAGUCAACUUCAGAGCAAUCCAAAAAUAAAAGACCUGUAAUCCUGCAACACUACAGCACUCACAAACCAAUUACUUAUUAAUCACCCAAUUACCUAAAUUUUACCGAAUAAUGUCAAUGCUGGAUUUCCAACACAACUCUAAUAAAAACAAAUCAUUCACAAAAACUGUCAUGUGCAAUUAUCAAUUACCUCAAUUCAUCAGUCUGUUGCCAAGUUCCUGCGAAAUGGUCACAACAUGAAAUAUUCUAUGUAUACACAAUGUAUCAAUUAUAUCCUGUAAGGGAAAGUAGGUUUUGUGGAUAAGAACAGUACUGGCCUUGAUUGGACUGGGUUGUUGUCGCUGAUGUCAGCUGGUCAGCACCUCCUCUCUCUCUCUCUCUCUGUCUCCUCCUUCUCGUCUCUCAUAUGACAGAAAGACAAAAGAACAAACAAUAUUUUUUUUUUUCUUUUUCACAUUCACGCUAAGAAAUAAGCAAACAGCUUAACUCAGGAAUAUUAUAAAUAGCUCAAUAACAUUUUAUUUUAUUUAUUUAUUUUAUUAUUAUUAUUUUUAAUCCGUCAAUAUAUCUCUCAUUCACCAACUCAACCGAUUAUCAACCAAACAGUUUCACAGUCAAGCAACAGUUAAUUCAACAAGCAGAACAUUUAACUUGUGUGCAAGAUUCCCCCUCCCUUUUUUAUCUGCUCUGAGACUGCCUCUCCCAGCAGUUCAGUGCAAGGGAGUGGCACAUCUGUUGUACGUAACUCUAAACUCAUAAAAUCCUACGCGUGCGCAGUUCAGUCACCAAUGUGAUUUCAGAGUGAAAGGAACUUCUCCUAAAAAGAGUAGACAGACCCGCUGUCGUUCCGUUCUCUCCUCCCAUAGACAAACAAUAAGACUUAACAGAACUCACAAACGAACACGGAACACAUAGAACAUACAACACAAAUCCUACUUCCAAGUUUGUUAUCUUCACUUAUCCUAAUCUGCAGAUUUAUAGUUAUGUUGUUAUCAAUUACAAAACAUCUCUAUACACUCUUAAAAAAGUCCUCCCUGUAGGCUCAUGAUUAGUUAGUAAACGUUCUCUUUUUAUAGAGACUCAUAAGAUUUUUAAACUUAUUGUCCUUCCAGGGGGCUCAUAGUUUAUAUAGUUUAAGAAUUAUAAACGUUCUCACAAACAGAGACUCAUAAGAUGUUUAACCUUAACUUCGUUGUAGGGGCUUAACUUCUUUCUAGGGGCUUAACUUCUUAUGAAAACAAAAAUCCCUGUUCUCAACCAAAACAUAUAUAUAUAUAUGUAUAAAUCUCUAACAUAGAUCUUAUUUUAACAUGAGUCGACACACAGCUGGAACUCAUCAGGCACGCAGCCACUCUCUCUCUGUUUCACACAAACACACACACACACACACACAGGCUCCGUUCCUCUCAUACACACACAUACACACACAGGCUUCGUUCCUCUCAUACACACACGAAAAGAAUGCAUCCGUUCAUACAAAGCAUGCUUACCGCCGUUCCUAUUUUCCUUUAUAUUCCUUUGCUAAAUUUCUGCUACCUUCAGGUUGUAGACAUUCAAAAGAGAGGAUUACUUCAGACAAAUACUUCGUCAAAUAGAUUCUGAGCGGUUAACAUACAAUUGAAUAUCUUCUACAACCUGCAGUUCCCAGAACUGACUUGAGAGUUAAUCUAAUAACUAUCAAGAUUUAUGGCCCAUCAUAUUGAUCGCCUCGUUUUCAAGGGCUUCCUUAAAUUAACGGCGUCCUAAAAGUAUACUUUUUACUUAUUUUCUAGCCUUAUUCCUUCAUGCCUUUCCUGGACACUCUCUCACACUUUUUCCAAGCCAAAAUAUGUGUGCCCAGUGUCAAUAAUUUCUAUAGACACUCCCCCCUGUUUGCGUUGUUCUCAACGCAAACUAAUUUAGAAAAUUUAGAACGGAAUUCCUAUCACACAGCAAAAAAACAGCAAAACGCACGCACAAGUAAUUUGACGGUACAUCUUGAACGCACACACUCUGGACUCACAAAAUGGCCAGCGCCCAAUGUUAGUGAUUAAGCUCACCUUAUCUGCCGGCUUCUUGAGCGGGAGUCACUUUGUAGCCCAGGAAUGGAAUGCAGAGAAAAGAUGUAUCACGUCCCAAAAAAUGAAACAACCUCGUCGCCAUUAAUGUGGUGUCCAAAACAAACCUUUGCUGAUAAUGCCGUGAUGAUAAGAAGUCCGCCGACACUGUACUUUGUUUAUAAAGGUUUAUUAUAACAAAGAGUUUCAGCGUCAGAUUUACAGAUACCUGCAGAUAUCUGAAGAACAGCAGGAGCCAAUUCUGUAAUUCGCUAUUCUUCCUUUCCCUCUGUUCAAGACAUGGUAUUUAUAUCAUAUAUGACAUAGUAUGGCGUGAUUUUAAUACCCAAUCCCUGGCCUUUCCUACAUAUCUUCCCAUAUCCUUUUUUCCAGGAACUUAGUGAUGAUUGCCAGAUGUUUCAGCAAGCAGAGCCAAGUUUCCUCUAUUCCAAGAAACCUCUGUAGCAAUGCUUUUCCAAAUGCUUUAGCAAAGUAGAGUAAAGUUAAUCUAUUACACCAUUUGCAAACAUCAGCAAAAUCCUAGAGCCAAGUUUCCUCUAACACACUUUUUGCAAAGGUCAGCACAAUCACAGACUCUAAGACACUACACCCCCCACAUACAUUAAUUUAUUUAAUUUUUUCAUACUGGCCCCCCGUGGAAAAUGAACCCACAACCCUGGCGUUGCAAACGCCAUGCUCUACCAACUGAGCUACAUCCCUGCUGGCCAUUCCAUCCCCUACCCUGGACGACGCUGUGCCAAUUGUGCGCCGCCCCAUGGGUCUCCCGGUCGCGGCCGGCUACGACAGAGCCUGAUUGGCUCAAACGCAUUAAGAAGGAAAGAAAUUCCACAAAUUAACUUUUAAGAAGGCACACCUGUUAAUUGAAAUGCAUUCCAGGUGACUACCUCAUGAAGCUGGUUGAGAGAAUGCUCAAAGCUGUCAUCAUGGCAAAGGGUGACUAUUUGAAGAUUUUCAAUUAUAAAAUAUAUUUUGAUUUGUUUAACACUUUUUUGGUUACAACAUGAUUCCAUAUGUGUUAUUUCAUAGUUUUAUGUCUUCACUAUUAUUCUAGAAUUGAAAAAAUAGUAAAAAUAAAGAUAAACCCUUGAAUGAGUAGGUGUGUCCAAACUGGAAAUGGCCAUGCAAUAAUUCUGUGUGCAGUCGGACAUGUCGAUUAUUUGCAGAUUAGUAAAGCCAAAAAUCUCUGGGAAAAGAAAAUGCCUGCCAUCCAUCUUAAACCAGAGUUGUGAAUAAGACUUUAUGGUCUCAUUGAUUGAUUGUCCACAGAGCCGAUUCAGCCAGACAGCUGCCUUCCCAGGGCAGUGAUCCAUCCCAGCUGCCUUCCCAGGGAAGUGACCCAUCCCAUCUGCCUUCCCAGGGGAGUGACCCAUCCCAGCUGCCUUCCCAGGGGAGUGACCAAUUCCAGCUGCCUUCCCAGGGGAGUGACCCAUCCCAGCUGCCUUCCCAGGGAAGUGACCCAUCCCAUCUGCCUUCCCAGGGGAGUGACCAAUCUGCCUUCCCAGGGGAGUGACCCAUCCCAGCUGCCUUCCCAGGGGAGUGACCAAUUCCAGCUGCCUUCCCAGGGGAGUGACCUGUCCCAGCUGUCUUCCCAGGGGAGUGACCUGUCCCAGCUGUCUUCCCAGGGGAGUGACCCGUCCCAGCUGUCUUCCCAGGGGAGUGACCCGUCCCAGCUGCCUUCCCAGGGGAGUGACCCGUCCCAGAAGAAGGAGGGCAAGUUCCGCAUGCUCAAUCAGAUCUUCCCACUGCAAGAGGAAGGAGCACUAUGCCGCCCGCCAGAGAGAGCUGGGCCGCGACGGACACCUGAGGGAGGAGACCUCAGAGGUGGAUGACAUCAUCACCAUGUUUGACUGCCUGGCGGACUCCUCCUCGGCCAAGGAGCCUGAAAACGAACGCUCCAAAGUCAGGAAACUGCCUUUGGUCGAAGCGGCGCAGAAACUCAAUCCACUCGACAUCCGGACGGCGAAGGACUACAAGGGACUGCCUCCCAUACGGACACAAAGUCUUCCGCCCAUCAAUCUGGGAACGUCUUUGCUGGCCAUCUCCCAGAGUGCUGUGGAGCAGAGUCACACCACGAGGCCGAUGGUCAACCACUUUGCCCACCGCUCUCAGAAAAGCAAGAGUGAGCAUGACUUGUUUGACAGCAGGCCGAAGGGACAAGCGUUGGUCAGUCAUUCCUGGAAGACCGAGUCCAAUCAGUCCAUUUUGGCCCACAAAUCCUGGAUUUCACCCCCAACAGAAAGGCUGUUGGACAAACUGUACCAUGAGACUUCCGGACCUAUGGAUGUCCUCUGCCCUCACCAAGCCCCAUACAUACAGAAGAAUGAACAAGGUAUUAUUAGUUGUGUCUUUCACAAGGUGGGAUGAGUUGAGUCUUUUACAAGGUAGGAUGAGUUGAGUCUUUCACAAGGUUGGAUGUGUUGAGUUUUUCACAAAAAGGAGAGGCUAACAGUCUCUGGUUUAGCAGAGGGGAAGUGUGACUUACUGAAACAUCUAAACUUGUGGUGCAUUCUCAUGAGUUAUCAAGUGAGUCAUCACAGUCCUUUCACCAGAGCUAAGCAGCAGUUAGCAAAAAAAACACAUCCUGCUAAGAUAAUAUACUGUAGAUAGCUACACUUGACUUCACAGUUCACACCUUGAGACCACUUAGAUUCAAAACCAGUAGGCCUAACCGUUUUUCUGUCUAAAAUAGAUUGACAUUAUUUUGCAUGGGAGUGAUGCAAGAGAACAUGUGUGAACUUCUAUGCAGUUGAGUUUCAACAAGGGAACGUAACGUCUGCAUUACAUUGCCACAACGUAUGCAUCCAAGUGGAUGCUAAUAACAUGAUGUACUUCUCCUCAUCACAGCUCCAAAUACACAGCUGCUACCUCUGGACAGGUUAAACAUGAGGGAAACUGCCCUAACACGGAACUGCUUGGCCCCCAUUCGUGACCACACCGGUGUAAGUACUUUUUUCAUGACUAUGUAGCCUUGAAAACUUCAGAGCUCUGAAUGCAUGCAUGAAUCCGAUUCCUUUCUGUGCUAAAACUAGAGGGCUCGAUGUUAUAUUCUGUAAGGGAAACAGGUCCCAUCCUUGGGGAUGUAUUGUCAUGCCUUAGUAUCACUGUCAACAUCACAAUCUAUACAACAUGUUCCACUACAAUUUCAGUAUAGCCAGCCUAGUGCUACUAGAGUGUACACAUAGCUUUGUGACUUUUUCGGUCAAGUCUUGAGGCAGUGUCUGUAGACGGCGGCUGUAGUGUUUCACUCCAGAGUGGCAGAGUCACAUUCAGUGCACAGGAAGGUAUGUCCGAAUGUUGAGAGGUGGAGGUGUAGACAUGAUCGCCAACACAUCACCAAACACUUAACAAGCUUUUCCCUCUGCAGUCUCCUUGCCACCAGAUCAAGUCUCUAAAGGGGUGAAGAAGUGCAAGUCCCUGCCUCUCAACACCCUGGGUCGGGGACAAGGAGGUCUCCCGCCACCUGUGACCUCCAAGUCCCAGAGGCCAGGGAUCCCCCAAAGCCCGUCCUUGUGCUCCUUCCUGCCCAUGCUGAAUGGAGACCCUCUGAGGAGCGUCCAGGUGCUCCCCGCCAUCCCAUCCCAGAGGAAACACAGCCCCACUGUGGGCCAACCCAAAAUGGACACCCUCAGUAAACUGGACAACAGAACCUGAUGCAACCGCAUGGCUCAUUGGAGGCUUGGGGAGAUAUGUGGUGGAGUGGACCUGAUUGGAACUGGGACUUGGCUGGGUUAGCUAGCAGCAGGCCAUUUUCUGUGGAAUUUGUCCCCAAGUGUAAAAAAAUAUAUAUAAAAAUUGGCCCUGAGUGUACAAACUGACUAAACUCAUCAAAAGGAACUCUACUGUAUGCCACAGUAAAUUGCUCAAGACAUUGCAAACAUUUGUUAAUAAACAGCAUCCUAUUUUUACACGUUUAUACUGUACUUUGUGGUGGAAACUCCACAAUUCAAGGCAUGCACUGUGUACUGUUUGAUUUCCUUGCACUUUGAAAUUGAGGCUUUAUGUUUAGUUUGUCAUGUGACUGUUUCGCUAAAUGAAUAAAACAUAUGACAUUUGUA